Molecule: messenger RNA, 3915 nt
Organism: Bombus pyrosoma
Lineage: Eukaryota; Metazoa; Arthropoda; Insecta; Hymenoptera; Apidae
Product: protein fem-1 homolog CG6966
Exons: 8
Coding region: 744-2627 (627 amino acids)
Molecular function (GO): protein binding
Source: RefSeq, a predicted model, not a curated record
UGUAUUUAUUUCCUCGGUCUCAGAUCGGUCGGUCACUGUGCGAUUGUCAGUCGGUCGGCUCAUCGAUUACCAAUCGGCCGUCUCGUUUAGUUUCCAAUUUCCUCCUGCGUGAUCGAAGUUCAGCUACAUAAACGCUUCGUUUUUAACUUCGUCGCAUUACGUAUUUAGUUUCGCGUUUCAUGCGUAUUAAAAGUGCUUCCUCAUUCGCGUCUAGACUAUGAUAAACUGCUACGUUUCGAAGGUGUUGAUGUCGUGGCAGAGUGAACCAUUUCGCGAGUGUGUUUACCAUAAGAGAUAUGUACGUCUGGAAGAAAGAUAUUUUGCUCUUUCUUUAACUGUUCCUUUUUACGGUCACUGUGCUUAAUUGAAUGGAAUUUCUAAAUUACGUAGGAUUUCAUAUUUUAUGUCGUGUUCAGUGUAUUUAAUUGAACGAAAUUUUGGAAUCGUAUAGAAUUCGAAAUCUUUGUACGCCAAUCGGAAUAAUCGUAAAAUUGAGAUAUAGUAAAAUGGCUGAAUUAUUCUAAAAUAGAUCGAGAAUAGAUCAUAAUAACUAGAUCGCAAUCGGUUCUUUUACUUUACAAGACAGCGUAUUAUACUUAAAUCACGAGUCGUAUAAUCGUUAAAUCGUUGUGCUAUUCGGGUUACUUGAAAUACAGCUAUUUUAGUAAUCGCGCGUGUUGAAAAAUAUAUCCGGCCGAGAGGCGAAUUCGUUAAUUGCGGCUGGAGCAAAGGAGAACGAGAAAAUGGAGUACGAGGUGAACGAUGAAGAUUAUUUUACACGAGAAUUACUGGAGAAUCGAGAGAAAGAUGAGGUAGUGAAGUUGGUCAGUACAACAAGCCAUGGUACGACACCGUUAGUUAUCGCCUGCCGAAAUGGACAUUAUGACGUGGCUGAAUACCUUAUUGAAAAAUGUGGAGCGAAUGUCAAUCAACCCGGUUUAGUGAUGUUCGAUGGAGAAAUGAUCGAGCGCGCGCCACCUUUGUGGUGCGCUGCAGCUGCUGGUCACUUGGUUUUAGUUAAGUUGCUAGUGAAAAAUGGCGCCCGGGUAAAUGCCACCACUAAAACGCUUUCCACUCCUCUACGAGCAGCUUGUUUCGACGGCCACUUCGAUAUUGUUAGAUUUUUGGUGGGCCACGGUGCAGAUAUUGAGAUGGCAAACCGCCAUGGUCAUACAAGUCUGAUGAUCGCCUGUUACAAAAGUCAUCUUAAAAUCGUCAAGUUCCUACUUACCCUGAAAGCGAACGUUAACCGAAAAUCCAUAAAGGGUAACACAGCACUUCACGAUUGUGCUGAGAGCGGAUCUCUAGAAGUCGUGAAGGUACUCCUCGAGCAUGGUGCCCGAAUGGACGUGGACUCCUACGGGAUGUCACCACUCCUUACGGCAGCAGUAACAGGUCAUAAGCACAUUGUCGAAUACUUUAUCAAUAUGCCGAACUUGGUGAAUCGCAAGGAACGCAUAGACGCAUUGGAAUUACUGGGCGCUACAUAUGUGGAUAAAAAGAGAGACAUGAUGGGAGCACUUGAAUGUUGGAAACAAGCAAUGAACGAAAGAUAUCGAAGUGAUCCAGUGAUACUGAAACCAGGACCAUCACCACUUGUAGCUGCUUACGAUUUUGCACGGGAAAUUACCGAUCCUGAUGCACUGGAUGGAUUAUUAAACGAUCCGGAUGAAAUGCGAAUGCAAGCACUUGUAAUUAGAGAACGAAUAUUAGGACCAGCUCAUCCUGACACCAGUUACUAUAUUCGCUACAGAGGAGCUGUAUACGCAGAUGGUGGAAUGUUCAGUCGUUGUAUAGAACUUUGGAACUAUGCCUUAGAUAUGCAACAAAGCAUGCUGGAACCACUCGAUCCAAUGACCCAGAGUUCGCUUUUCAGUUUUACCGAACUCUUUAGUUUUAUGAUAGGUAGACAAAUAAAUACAGGACGUAGAGUACCACAGAUUCAGAGAGAAGAACUUCUUAGAGUGUUCAGAAAAGCUGUUUUGGAAGUGAAAUUAGGAAAACAAAUGUUGGACAAAGGAUCGGCUCGCGGACGUGAUAUUGCCUAUUUAAACAGAGUUCUCGUCACCACUUUACAUCUAGCAAGUUUAUUGACUCACGAAAUGCCAGAAGAAGACACUGCGGAAUAUUCUGCACUGCAUCAAGCGCUUUAUGAGUUAGUUCGAAUAAAUCCCAAAGACAAUAACAAUCGGACUGUGUUGCAUUUAGUUUUUAGCGAAAGAAAUACUAUACUCGGAGCUGGUCCUAAAUCUCCGUCAUUUAGGUUUCCUUCUCCGCAUUUAAUAAAGGCUCUUCUAAAAGUUGGCGCUGACGUCUCAGCAAAAGAUGCAACCGGAAGUACGGUAUUACACCUUGCUGCUAUGUUCCAUCCACCAAACGAUCUUGUUAAUAUUCUUCUUGAUGCUGGUGCACAUAUUGAUGCUGUUAAUAAAAUGGGUAGCACGUUCGAAUCGUUGUUGUGGAGUAACAGCGGCUAUGACACUUUAGCACGGAAUAAACACAGAUAUGAUUCGAUAUAUCCCAUGAGAUACACUAAACUCACCUGUCUAGCAGCGAGGAUAGUAAGGAGAGUAUGCGAUAUUGAGUCUGUCCCAAAACAUCUUCGAGCUUUUGUUCUAAUGCACUAGUGGUAUUAGUGCACUACGCAGUGGAAACGAUAGGCUAUUGCUUAGAAUGCUACAAGAGAUAUUUAUACGUUAUCUAAACAAUAAGAAAAAUCAACGAUAAAGUUUUAUAUCUUUUUCGAAAGUGUAAAAUUAAUAUUAAGAUACUUUUCCGAAUAAGCAAGUAUGAAACAUAGAAAAUAAUGCUAUUAUUAUACAUAUAAUGCCAUGAUGUGGCAUACGUAAAGUAUGCUGUCAGUAAUUUUUAGUUAUAGAUCUGGUUUUUAGAGAAUUAAAUAUCAGUGAGUCAGUAAUCUCUGCGACUCCAGUAUCGUUCAAUGCUAGUAAAGAAUUAAGAACAAUUCAAAUAGUUACGAAUUUCAAAUUAAUCUUAGAUUAUGUUCUUCAUUUCGUUCAAUAAAAGAAAAAUUCUUAAUAUUGAUGUUGGUCAAUAGAAAACACUUAAGAUUACUGAUUGUGUGGAUUAUGAUAGCUCACAAAUAUCGGUUAAUAUGAUUUUAUUAUCGUAUACGCUGACAGCCUUUUCCCUUAUACAUAAACCCCAUUACAAGCCAUAAUAUACAAAUUACAUUGGUAACAUUUAGUUAUAACUCAAUAUAUGUUAAAUUGAAAAGUUGUGUAAUCAUAGAAAUUACUUUCAUUCUCAUUGUUACAUAAAGAAAUAAGAACAGAAGUAAAAUUAUGUAAUAUACUUUUUUAUAUAGCAUGGAAUAUCUAAAAUAUAAAUUACUUAUACGUUUUUAUAUAUUAAAAAAUAGGGAAAAAUAAAAUUAUACGUUAAAAAUUCUACGAUAUAACAUUUUUAUUAUACAUAUAAACAUGUUUUUUGAGUUUAUUACAUAAAAGAAUUUGCCAAUUAGAAGAUUUAAGAAAUUACAUAUAUAUAUUAUGUUAAUCUAUAAUAUUUAAGCUUAUCUUUAUUUAAAAUGUGAUAAACAUAUAUAUACAUUAUAAGUAUUAUACAGAACUAAAUAUACUUAAGAAUUAUAUAUCCGAGGUGUUUUAGUAAGGUGCUUUUUUUGAAAAUAAACAAAUGCACUUGACACUAAAUAGCACAACUAUAACAAUUUUCUCACAGUAAUGCAUAUAGUGUUUAUAAUACCAUUGAGAUCUUGAUGUGACUUGAGUUUUGUACUUUUUGAACACAUUUUUGUUUCAGCGAUUAUAUUCACACACUUUAUUUUUACACAAACACUGUGAUUCUCUACAAAAAAAGUAUCUUACAUUCAAAGUCACCCAAUUUAACUGUUUUAUAAUAUGAAGACUGGAAAUACAGGUGUGAUUAAUAACA